Messenger RNA from Saccostrea echinata, 1525 nucleotides. Its product is annotated as N-lysine methyltransferase KMT5A-like. NCBI's taxonomy places the organism in Eukaryota, Metazoa, Mollusca, Bivalvia, Ostreida, Ostreidae. Gene Ontology annotation, molecular function: histone H4K20 methyltransferase activity; protein binding. The coding region runs from base 25 to 816 and encodes 263 amino acids. The record is from RefSeq and is a predicted model, not a curated record. The transcript is spliced from 8 exons.
UGAAGUUGAAAACAUAGGAAAAGAAUGGAGAACUCCAAUGACAAAACAGAUUCAUCUAAAAUCACAGCCUACUUUACCAGUCCAGGAAAGAAGAAUUGUGUGGAAAAUGAUACAUCUGAUUCCAAGUGUUUCACCCCAUGUAAAGUGGAAAUGAAUUUGACUUCUAAUGGAACACCCUGUAAUGAUAGGAAAGGAAUCAACAAGACAGGCAAACCAGUCCUAACUGUCAAUUCACCAAGGGCCAGGAUGAAUAGAAAAAAAAAAUUGAUAGAAACUGGCCUAGACAACAAGUUAUUGACUGAUUAUUUUCCAGUACGUAGAAGUUGUCGCAAACCUAAGUCAGAAAUAGAGAAAGAAAAAAGGGCAGAACUUGAAGAGAAGAUACUAAAUAAUGUGGAGGAAGGAUUAGAGGUUGCUACUUUAGGAGAAAAAGGCAGAGGAGUUAUUGCCACCAGGAAGUUUUUACGAGGGGAUUUUGUAGUGGAAUAUGCAGGGGACCUUAUAGACCUUUCCACAGCAAAACAACGAGAAAAGGAGUAUUCUGAAAAUCCAAAAUUUGGGUGCUACAUGUACUACUUUGUUCACAAAAACAGACACUACUGCAUUGAUGCCACAGCUGAAAGUGGAAGAUUAGGACGUCUCAUAAACCACAGUAAAACAGCAGGAAACUGUCACACAAAGCUGACAGAGAUUAAUGACCGCCCUUAUCUCAUGCUUGUGGCCUCCAGAGACAUUUCUAUAGGAGAGGAACUCUUAUAUGAUUAUGGGGACAGGAAAAAGGAAUCCCUAGAAUCUCAUCCUUGGUUAAAAUUUUAGCAAUGAUUAUAUAGAGUAUGGUUGUGUAAUGAAUUUUUCCUUAAAAUGUAAUUUGAAUUCCAUUAAAAUUGUUUUGUUAAGAUUCUGUCCAUGAUUUAAGUAGCAGUAUGUAAUACUAUUGUUAUUCUGACAGUUGUGUUUGCAUGUUGUCACGGUGAAUAAACUGAUAUCUGUUAUAUAUACAUGUACAUGUUUCACCAUCAUCAAGAAAUGGCAGGAUUAAGAAAAGACGGCUAGAAUUUUCUUUUUUCCAAUCAUCUUUCUGUUUUAACUUUUCUGGAAUUUGCUACUUAUGUUUCUGGGUAUUACACAGCAAAAUUUUAUUUGUUAACAACUACCAGAAACCCAAAAUGUGUUUAUUUUUAAUGAUUUUCCUUAAAAAAAAAGAAAAGGUUGCUCAUUUUACCAAUUUUAAUGGCCCUGGCCCUAAUCCCUAACAUGUUACGAGAGCCCUGGUUUUUUUCACCUAUCUUUAACAAUUCUCAAAAAUUGCUUUAUAUUAAAAAUAGAUGAAUUAUAAUUUCAUUGUUUCAAAAUACUGCAGUCAAACCUAUUUAUCUUGAACUCCAUCAAUGUAGAAGUGAGAAAAAACUUUAGGAUAUCUGAGGAUUCAAGAUAUCAAGAUUAAAAUACUAAAGAAAUAUUUGGUUGGGACUUGGACUUCAAUGUUUUUGAUUUCUUUCCAAUAAAAGUAUUUUGUUUGAGAAAA